Molecule: messenger RNA, 285 nt
Organism: Funneliformis caledonium
Lineage: Eukaryota; Fungi; Glomeromycota; Glomeromycetes; Glomerales; Glomeraceae
Source: the annotation of a GenBank genome assembly
AUGAACAAUUGGCCUUUAAUCAUAUCAAAAGGUGCUGAUGAAGGUCACGCUGCAGGACAAUUACGUGUCGAUGUUUCGUUCAGCAAUCGGAUAGGAAUUGAUAAAGAUCUAAAAUGGCCGUCUAUUCUUUUGAAUUAUUUUAAAAGAUCGGCUAGAGAAGGCAUACUUGGACGCAGAUAUUGCUAUCAUAAUGGGAUUGGAACUAGUACAGAUCAGGAAAAGGCAUUGGAAUUAUUUCAAACUUGGAAAAUGGAAGAACUCAAUGCUAACUUGCCCAAUGUAUGA